This is a messenger RNA of Sclerotinia borealis F-4128, 2064 nucleotides long. The record is from the annotation of a GenBank genome assembly. Lineage: Eukaryota; Fungi; Ascomycota; Leotiomycetes; Helotiales; Sclerotiniaceae.
AUGAUUUGCUCAUCUCUUUCUAUCAAUCUUCUUGGCUUGUUUGUGGUAUCAACUACAGCUGUGCCAUAUGAAGAAUACAUCCUCACUCCAAACUCUCGAACACUCAUACCCGCCUCAGUGUAUAAUGUCAAUGGUUCGGUCACCAACCCAGAGGCGUUAGCUGCCAGUGGGUGUUCUGGCUCGGCAAGUUUUGGUUCCUCUUCCGCCGUUACGUAUGAUUUCGAAAAGAACAUUGCUGGCAUCGUCUCCUUCAACGUUGGCUCUGUCGACAGGGAUGUGGAUCAGUUUGUCGGGAUCAGCUUUACUGAAAGCUCACUGUGGAUCAAUGAGAAUGGAUGUGAUGCAACGGCUGAUGCAGGUAUCGACGAAGCUUUGUGGUUUCCAGUCACGAGCGGUGGUUACUACAGGGCAGAAACGCAGCACCAACGAGGUGGAUUUAGAUAUUUAAACGUCUACCACAAUACCUCUGGAUCCGUUGAAGUCUCAAACUUGACUAUCCAAUACACGGCUUUACCUCAUAAAGCAGAAAACGAACUCAGGUCAUACACGGGAUAUUUCCAUAGCAAUGACGAUCAAGUCAAUCGUGUAUGGUACGCCGGAGCUUACACUAAUGACAUGUGUACUAUUGACCCUACAGCCGGGAACUCUUUAGUCUAUUUGGGUGUGAUUAACUCAAAUAGUACUGUCACUGAGCCUGUAGCAUGGUGGAAUAAUUACACCAUUGCUAAUGGUACCAGUGUUCUUACAGAUGGAGCCAAGAGAGACCGUCUCGUAUGGCCUGGAGAUAUAGCAAUUUCUGGUCCCUCAGUAUUCGUCUCAACUAAUGACAUGAUAACCAUCAAGAAUUCUCUAGACUCAUUAUUGGUACUCCAAAAUGCUUCAGGUGCACUGCCAUAUGCCGGUGUCCCUUUCAGCACAGUAGUCAAAGUCUGGAGUUUUACUUAUCAUCUACAUUCACUCAUCGAUAUCCAUGAUUACUAUUUGUUUACCGGCGAUCUUGGGUAUCUGCAGGAACAUUGGGGACAAUUCAAGCUAGGAAUGAACUUUUCGUUGGGUUUCAUCGAUGAGUCGAGAAUGGCAUAUGUUCCUGUAGGUAACCCUGAUUGGUUACGAGUCGGUAUGGGCGGUCAUAAUAUCGAAGCGAAUUCUAUUCUCUACUAUACACUCAACCUAGGCACGAAGCUCUCAAAGGUCCUUAAUGACUCAGUUUCGACUUUGUUAUGGCCAGACUACGCCGCUGGCAUCAAGUCGGCUGCAAACUCGAACCUUUGGGACUUUGCCACAAAUCUUUAUCGAGACAAUGAUUCCCUUCCUUUGACUACACUCCAUCCCCAAGAUGGAAAUGCCUGGGCGAUAUUCUCGGGUUUGGUAGAUUCUCCAUCUCGGGCACUUCUAGUCUCGGAUUCUCUGGCCGCUCGCUGGAAUCAAUACGGUGCUCCAGCUCCUGAAGGCGGUAGUAACGUCGUUUCCCCCUUCGUCAGCAGUUUCGAGAUCCAAGCGCAUUAUCUAGCCGGUCGAGCCGAUCGCGCCGUUCGAAUGAUCAAGUUUAUGUGGGGAGAUUUUAUGCUAGAUGAUCCACGUAUGACGAAUAGUACGUUUAUCGAAGGAUACUCCACGGACGGUAGUUUACACUAUGCACCAUAUGCGAAUGAUCCAAGGGUCUCGCAUGCUCAUGGCUGGAGUACCGGUCCUACGUCUGCACUUACGUUUCAUGGCGCGGGUUUGAAGGUUACCAGUGGUGCUGGGAAGACUUGGAGUGUGGCUCCGAAUCUCGGGGGUUUGACGGAUGUGGAAGCGGGGUUUGAAACACCCCUUGGUAAUUAUGCAGUCGAGGUUAUGGGCAUGUUGGGGAGAUUGUCAAGUAUUGUCAUUACGACACCGGUGGAUACAACGGGCUCGAUUAGUGUGCCGUAUACCAAUCAAACCGCGGUGAUGACUUUGCAGAGUAAGGAUGGAAAAGCUGUUACCACGACGCAUCAAAUCAAAGCGCAAAAUGCGACGAGUGAGAGGUAUACAAUUGAAGACGUAGCUGGGGGAAAUUGGACUGUAAAGUUAAUUUAUUGA